GGCAGCCUUAGGGCAGAGUAUGGGUAGCGACAGAGUAUAUAGACGGGCAUAGUAUAAAAGCGCGGCUCCCCUAGACACAUUAAUUAAAUUAUUUAUAUCGAGCCCAGCUUCAUCACGUCCAAACCCAUUAGUUUUGGAUCCCUAAUUCAGCCAACUAUCCUCCUGCCAUGAGCCUCGUAUAGUCGCAGCUCGCGCCCUCCAGUCUGUCCUCCUCCUCCUGGACCUCCUCCACCUUGCAAAUUCAGUCACCGUCGCCUGUCACCCGCCGUCUCUCCAGCCUUUAGCCUCGCGGGUUCCAAUCGCGACUGGCUCCAGCCUCCAGGCUCGAGCCCUCCAGAAUCCACGGAUAACUGCUCCACCUGUCCACCAGGCACUAGCACACCGCCUCCACGCCUCCACAGCAGCACAGCUCCACUCCUAGUUAGCCUUCUCCUUCACAAUUUACAAAUUCACAACCUCUUUUAUUUAAAACUGGUAUGAAAUUCACAUACUCCGUAUUUAUUUUGCAAUACCUACGGUAUUGCUUGCGGUUAAGUGAGUAUUAAAUUUGACAAAAUAUUGAGGGAUAUGUUGUUAGGUUUAGUAGAUCUACUGGAUUAUGAUAUUUUAUUCAAAUUGAAUGUCUUUAUGUCGGUAAUACGUAGUAUAAUUUAGGGAAACUUAUCGAAAAGAAACAUGUGGUUGGAUCCGUUUUUAGAUAGGUUCACAUGUUUCUUUUUUUAAAAAAGUGGUUCAUCUUGUUUGAACUUCUCUAUUAUAAGAGAGUCCUAGCGCCCGCUAUUAGAAAUUGCUAGAGAAAGACGAUGAACAGUAACUUCAAUUUUCAAAAAUGAUUUGAAAAUUAAAAAGAAAAAUAUCAGGAGGUGUGCUUUGCCAUCAGAAAGUACACCAGAAAAGUGAUAUUUGUGAAUUCAUUUUCAAAAAUUAAUUCAUACAAAUCCAAAGACGAAAGGUGGUUUGGAGGUCAUCUUGACGAGACACACCUUCCAGUAUUUUUCUUUUAAUUUUCUGGGCACUUUUAAAAAAUUGGAGUUAUUGUGCAUCGUUUUCCUUAGACAUUUUUAACGGCGUUAAGACCAUCUUGUAAUAACGGAGUUCAAAGAUAUGAACCACUUUGAUAAAAAAGGAAACACAUGACCUUAUCCGAAAAUGUGUUCAACCACAUGUACCUAUAAAUUAUUUUCAUAUUUUGUUCAUCUCAUUGGUGUUUUAGUCAAUCUAUUUAAUUUAUGACUAUUAGUAUUUAAUUUAGUAAUGAUGACAAUAUAGAUUAUUUUCAGAAAAACAUGAUAUUAGGAAAAAUCAGUUGUACUAUUUUUUUUUUAUAUUUUAAUACUAUUAAUAUAGUAUGCCUUUCUUUUAUAAAUGUCGCAAUUUUCUAUUGACAGACACAUUUGUAGAAUUAUUGCAUCACAUGAAUUUUACUCUUCUUAUAUUUAGUUUUGAAGUAAGCUCGAACUCUAAAAGUACCAGAUCUGCGACUGAUAGUGAUAGAGGCAUGACUUUUGAGAUUAAGCCAAUGAAGAAAUGCACUAAGAGCCACCAUAGGAGUGAAGAGCUUUGCUCCAUAACUAGGUUGCCUUGUGAGGUUCUCAAGGACAUAAUCUCGAGGCUGCCCAUCAAAUCUAUAGUUCAAUCGAAGUGUGUGAGUCGAUCUUGGAAGCUACAAUUUAAUGAUCCACAUGUUUUUCAAAUGCACAUUUCAAGAUGUCCAGGUUUUAAAUUUUUCUUCUUUCAGCAAUAUAAUGGAAAUGAGCUUUCAUUUAUUGAAUUCAAUAAUGAAAAUUUUGAUGAUGUCAAUGUGGGAACUGUGAGGAAAAUUGAUUCCAUGCCACUAAGCAUAAAACCAUCGAUAAUUGAAAAUAACACAUGGAGAAUAAUGAUAUUGGCUUCAAGUAAUGGACUUCUAUGCUUACAAGAUUACGAUGCUAUUACCGAUUGGACUUGUGUAUACAGUCCUUUUACAAGAGAUUAUAAACUUGUACCGAAGUUAGAUUCCAAAUUUUCUCCUUCAGCAUAUGGAUUUGGAUACCAUCGAAUCACUGGAGAGUACAAAAUAGUUAGAAUAGGUGUAUAUUCUGGGGAGGGGGAUAAAAAUUUAGAGGUCCAAUCAGAGGUCCACGUGUACACUUUGAGCAAGGAUGAAUGGAGAUACAUAGGGAGGGUGCCAGAUGAACAACUUGGUGAUAUGCAUGGAGAUGGAGUUUUGUUUUGUGGGAGACUAUAUUGGCCAAGAGCGCGUUCCUUUUCCGGAUUAAUGUAUUAUGACCUCGCCGAUGAUUCAUUGGGAAGUGUCCCAAUGCUUGCAGAGACUAUUUUGAAAGAUGUUCAGGAUUAUGAACUUGUUGUGUUAGGGGAUUGUCUAUCGGUGGCGGUGACAAAAUAUCAUGAUCUGACCGAGUGGAUUCAGAUUUGGGUAAUGAAAGAAUAUGGGUGUUGGGUUAAGAGGUAUACUUUAUUGUGGGAUGCAUUUAAAAAUUUAGACCCUGAAUGGGAAGAGUGGGAACGUUUACAUGUAAUAGGCCUUGUGGGCAGUGGAGAAAUCGUGCUAGAAUACGCAUCGCGAAUGAUGGUAUCUUACCAUUGUGAUACUCACAUUUGCAAGAAAAUCACUUUUGGAGGAUCAUUCUUGCCCACCUCAUGGAUCAAGAUAUCGUUGGAUGAUUCUUCACGCUAGCUUUGUUUUUCUAUUCUGAAAGUUUAGUUUCCAUGUUCACUUUAAUCAACUACUAGUGUCGUGCCCAUGCGAUGCACGGGAAAAUUGUUGAUUCUUUAUACAUGUUUCUUGUAAUUUUAGAAAUAAGAGUGAUAUACAAAUUAUCACAUCAUCUAUCUUGUUGAAUUUGAGAUUAUAGGAUGGCGUUGGGUGAAUUUUUUAUUGAUCAUUCAUAAAAAAUAAUUUCUUGCUUGAUUUGUUUUGAUUUAGAUAAUUAGAUGUGACAAGUCCAUGAGGCUAUUGAUG
Molecule: messenger RNA, 2962 nt
Organism: Cuscuta europaea
Lineage: Eukaryota; Viridiplantae; Streptophyta; Magnoliopsida; Solanales; Convolvulaceae
Source: the annotation of a GenBank genome assembly